Molecule: messenger RNA, 1909 nt
Organism: Cucurbita moschata (crookneck pumpkin)
Lineage: Eukaryota; Viridiplantae; Streptophyta; Magnoliopsida; Cucurbitales; Cucurbitaceae
Product: transcription factor IBH1-like 1
Exons: 3
Coding region: 1182-1709 (175 amino acids)
Biological process (GO): regulation of DNA-templated transcription
Molecular function (GO): protein dimerization activity
Source: RefSeq, a predicted model, not a curated record
GAUCCUCCAAUAUCCGUGGCGCAUCCCUGUUCCAGCACGUGUAUCAUCGUCCCUCAAAACCCAACCGCCGAAGCACAAUCUAGCACCAUUUCGACUCUGUUUCUGGGUGUUGGGCAAAAAAGAAACAAGAGAAAAUUAAAGGGAUGGCGAAGGAAAUGGUGCACGUUGAGAGUGGCGGCGGGAAUGUGAAGAAGAGAAUGAUGAAGAGGAGGAGGAAGAAGAAAAACAUUCACAAAGUGAUCGAUUAUCUGUUAUCUGAUUGCUACUUGUUUGCUCCUCUAAUUUCUCCUUCACCCUUCAAUUCUUAUCGCGCACCCAGAAAAGGUUCAUCCUUCAUCUCAGAUAUCGAAAUUAGGGAACGCCCAAAAGAUCAUCGGAGUUUUCUCAAGAAGAUGGUGGAUUAUUUGAAAUCCGAUUGCUACAUGUAUGCUUCUCUCGUUGCACCCCAAUCCUUCAAAGGGCGUGCUGGGUAUGUAAAAAGGGUAGUAACUACGGAAGUGUCGGCGAGAAGAUUAAUUCUCAGAGGGGACGAAGUUAUGAGUGAAUCCGCUGCGAACAUGACUAAAGAGAGGAGAAUUUGCAGCACCGAUUUAAUGGAAGCGGAGGUUGUUAUGGAUCAACCAAAUGCGACAAGAAAGGAGCCACCUUUCUCACUUCACAUGCCUGCCACUCGAUGCUCUGUUCGCAAUCAAAACACGCCUCGGCCUAUUCGUAUGGCUUCAUAAUGGACCCUCUCCCCUGUAUUUGAUAAUAUGUUUCAGUUUGACUCUAAUAAUAAGUCUAUAAAGUGUUGAAUAUAUAUAGUUUUGAGGUUUAAUUAUGAAUGGCAUGAUACAUGGAGGGUUCUGUUUUUUGGUGUGUCAGAAAUUGAGGCUUCAUGUACCAUUACUGACACCCAACUCUGUUAAAGAAGAGGCGCAAAUCACGGGCUGUCAUUACCUUCUAUCUUCUUCCACUAAUCUUCCUCUAUACAUAUUCUAAAAAAAUUAACAUUUUUUUGGGGUAUAGGGUUUGGUGGUGGGACAUGAACUCCAUGUGCUUGCAUGUGCUAUGUCUCUCUCUAAAUGCCCCACCUUGCCCUGCUUUAACCACAUAAAUUCGUUUCUGCACAUUCUUCUGUUUCUCAUGCUUCCCUCUUCAUUUCUCUCUCAAUUUUACACUUUUCAUCACUUUUUCUCAGAAUGCGCAAUCCCAGUUGUUUAAAACGAGAAUUCUUGAAGAAAUGGAUGAUGGGUCUUGAAAUAUACACAACCUCCAACAAAAACAUGACGGUCACCCAGAGAAAAAACGCCAUAAAAUUAUCCGCAGAUAUAGCCUUGGCCUCCUCCAGAAACUGCGCCACUCGGUGGAGUCAAGCGCUCAUCGCCGCCACCUCCGUUGACGACGGAAGCCGCCUCGUGGCCGAUGUCCUUCUGGGCCGGACUAUUAACCCCAAAAUUACGCGAAUUAUGUGGAGUAGUGGGAAGAUUGUCAAAAGAAGCCGCCGCGUGCAGCGGAUGAGAAGAAAAUGUAAGAAGCCGGCGGCGGAGUUGAUUGCGAAGAAGUUGGUGCGGAAAAGAAGGAAAGUUCUUCGGGGAUUGGUUCCGGGAGGUGAAUUUAUGGAUGAAAUUUCAUUGAUAGAAGAAACCCUAGACUACAUAUCCGCGCUUCAAGCUCAAGUGGAUGUAAUGCGAUGCCUUGCGACUGCAUACAUAGCAUCAUCAUCAUGAAUACCCAAACAUAAUUAUAAUCAAACCCCCUUUUUGUUUUGCACAUAUAUGUAGAGCUAAAUUUGAGGUUAAUGUUAGUGAUAGUUUGGGAUCAUUUUGUGAGUUUUAUGUACAUAAUAAAUGUUUAUGUAAGUUAAGACAAAUAUGAAUUUGUUUGGUUCAAAGUUUGAAGCAUUUAUUUGUGUAUUGAAUGUGGCGUG